Molecule: messenger RNA, 3208 nt
Organism: Equus caballus (horse)
Lineage: Eukaryota; Metazoa; Chordata; Mammalia; Perissodactyla; Equidae
Gene: TMEM187
Product: transmembrane protein 187
Cellular component (GO): transport vesicle
Source: RefSeq, a predicted model, not a curated record
AGCCUUUUAUCUUAGCAACAGACAAUGCUUCCAAAUCAGCUCUCUCCCCAAAGGGCGAGCCUCUCUGAGCACUAAUCCUGCAGAAGGAAAAGUACGAGAGAAGAGGCAUAAAGACAAUAUGCUCCGACCUCACUUAAGACAAAACAAAGCUAAGCGGGAGGCAGCCAAAGAUGACAGGAUCCAUGCCACCACUGGUGGAAGAGGGGCGACACUAAGCCCUGUCUCUCCCACGAACAACAGAAUCUCACAGCACGGCGAGGCGAGAGGACACCAGAUACUGGACAAAUUCCUGCUCUGUCAAAUAACGUGUCAAUGCUGGGUGAGGAGCAGGGAGUAGAGCCUGCUAGCCCCUCUCCUGAGAAGUCACAAAGGAGGUGAACAGGGCAGUUUCCGAACUGCCACCCUGGAGGAAGCCAGACUGCAGCCUUCUGGAAGGCGGGCUACUCUCUACUACAAAACACGUCCUUGCAGACAGGGAACGUAUCAAGGCCAAAGUGGUCAGUUCAUUUUAAUCAACCAGCGAAUAUGCUGUAGAAGCCCCAGGAAGGAGCGGACUUUGGAGCUGAUGGUAAUUAGGCCCCUGCCCUACUUUCUAAAAGUCGUGUUUCCCUGCCAAGGAACCUGCUCCAGGCCUUAUGAGAACAAAGUUGGUCCAAGGAGUCUAGGAGGUUCUGCUCAGGGUAACAGCCUCUCUAAAAACAGCCUUGCCCCUCGGCCUUACCUUACUGGGCUAACUGCUGCCACCACAGCUGUCUGAGCUGGCACAGAGCACCACCAAAACCAGCCCGGCCUCGCUGGAGGCAACAGGUGCUGAGACUCGGAAGGCAAAGGGUCACCAGCAACCUGCCAGGCUUCGAAAGUCAACUUGGUAGUGCGACAACCUAUAAGGUGCAGAGAAAACUGUACUCUCUGGGUGGGGGUGGGGGUGGGGGGGCAGAGAUGGGAAGCACCCAACCAAGAGCCCAGCUCCAACCCUGGCCACCCCAACCAACUUCUCCCUCGGUUGCCAGCUCCCAGCUCCAGGGCAACCUCAAAGCUGGGAGACAGUACCCAUACUGAAGGAGUCGCUACUGCCAGAACCCUGGGAGAGGAUGGACCUGGAGCAAAAGGAGCUUGCCAGAUGUGAUGGCAAGUGGGGAAGAGGGCCCCUGACCACCACCAACCCAAAUGGGGGCAUCUCCCCGCUGGGGAGGGUAGCCUCCUACAAGACCACUGAGGGGGCGGGGGCAGGCUUUCGCGGGCCACGCCUUAGUCUCUCAGGCUCUCAGCCAGAACAGAAGGUACACAGGCCCACAUACACCUAGGCCCGCCUUCCCAGCAAGGCGAGGGGCAAUGGGCCAGCAUCCAUUCAACAGGCAGCUCCGGCCAACAAGGUGAUAGUUGUGCAACUCAGGCCAAGUGGCCACCAUGAGGGAGGAGCUGCAGGAGGAUGUGGCCAAGCCCUAGAGACCUAGCAAGGACACCAGCCAAGAAGCAGAAGACAAGCCAGCACGCACACCAUCUCCCGAGACAGAGGCACACCACCGCCUGCAGUCUACCAUCGAGUCCCGCUCCUCGCAAUCAAUGAGGCCUUGCAGUUGGGGGAGGCAUGAAAAUGGCCAGGGCAACCUCCUCAGCCUCACAGAAGAGAAGAGUCAGGGCCCAUCUGGCCCGCUGCGGGGCCACUGGAAUUCACCUCCUACAUCAGACCGCCAAUUUGAAGAGAGACACUGCAGAAGUAAAUGCCGAAAGGGGGAGGCAGCAACGCCUUGGGUCCCCAAGCCUCCUGCACACGCUGGGAGACGGUUACCCACCGAGGCACACAACUCGCCAGAGGAAAAAGGCAGAACGUUCCUCCGCUCGUGCCAGCCAAUCAGCGGGAGCCCCGGCUUCCUCUGGCCUGCCCCCGCCACGCUGCUGGGCCGGGCGGCGGCCGCCUCGUGGGCAGCGUGGAGAUCACGGGACUUCUUCCUGCUGGCUGCUGGCUCAGCGGGGAGGCCGAGGAGCGUUUGGCAGAAGCUGUUUAUCUGAAUUCUGGAAGAACCGUGGAGGCCGCCGCUCUUUUAAAUGCUCUGCCUUGAGUCACACCUAGGCUUCCAGAUGAAGCCUGAGUCGGGGCGGGCCCUCUUCCAUGUGGCUGUGGCCAGCUGCCUGUGCGCCGCCACCGUCUAUGCGGGCCUUUUCCAAGGUGUCCUCGUCCAAGUGGGCUAUGAGCACUAUGCCGAAGCACCGGUAGCCAGCCUCCCCGCCUUGCUAGCCAUGCCCUUUAACUCGCUCAUUAACGUGGCCUAUGUGCUCCUAGGAAUGUACUGGCUACAGAGAGAUGCCAGCGCGCCGGGGCGCCCCGUAGAGGUGCAGAGGGUUCGGUACAUGAAGGACGUUUUUGCUGGCAUGGCCCUGGUCUAUGGCCCCGUUCAGUGGCUGCGGAUCGCGACACAGACGUGCCCUGCUGCCGUGCUCGACCAGUGGCUCACCUUGCCCAUCUUCGCAUGGCCAGUGGCCUGGUGCCUCCUUCUAGACAGGGGCUGGAUGCCCUGGGGCUUCCUCACCAUCGAGUGCCUCUCCCUGUGCAGUUACGGCCUUGCCCUGCUGCACCCCUGGGGGUUCGAGGUCACGCUGGGUGUACACAUCGCAGCCACUGUGGGCCAGGCCCUGCGUGCCCACAGGCGCUAUGGCAGUACCUCCUCGGGAACGUACUUGGCUCUGGGUGUGCUCUCCUGCCUUGGCUUUGUGGUUCUUAAGCUGUAUGACCGUCGGCUCGCACGGUGGCCUCUCUUCCAGCGGCUCACAGGCCACUUCUGGUCCAAAGUCUGUGAUGUGCUCCAGUUCCACUUUGCAUUCUUGUUUCUAACAAAUUUAAACACUCGCCAAAGACUUCCUCCUGAGGGGAAGAUGCAUUAAAGUAUGGAAAGAAGCUACUUACAGCCGCUGCCCCCCACCAUCGAUGUGGACAUGGACUAACAGAUGACACUCUGUCAUCAGUGUUCAGUUUCCUGGGUGUGAGAAGACAGGGUGAUUACACGGAAGACUGUCCCUUCCUUCAAAGUGAUGGGCUUCCGUAUUUAGGGGUGAAAUGUUAUACUCUCUGCAACUUAACUUUCAAAGAGAUAAAGCAAAUAUCUAGGUUCAGGGGAUGUGGGGUUUAUUAUACUAUUCUUGUAACUUUUCUGUAAUUUGAAAUUUUUCAAAAUAAAAUGUUGGGGGGAAUGACCCCAAGAAAUCCAUCACA